Molecule: messenger RNA, 1911 nt
Organism: Aspergillus ibericus CBS 121593
Lineage: Eukaryota; Fungi; Ascomycota; Eurotiomycetes; Eurotiales; Aspergillaceae
Product: microfibrillar-associated 1 family protein
Exons: 1
Coding region: 95-1555 (486 amino acids)
Biological process (GO): mRNA splicing, via spliceosome
Cellular component (GO): U2-type spliceosomal complex
Molecular function (GO): RNA binding
Source: RefSeq, a predicted model, not a curated record
CGCACGCCACGGGCGCAUUCCUUCUUUCCAACGAUUCAGCUGCAAGCACUCCUAUUUCAAAUUUGCUAGACGUCAUCAGCAGCAGCAGCACAACAUGCCCCCCCCCCUCCCCUCCUACCAUCGCGGCAUGACCGCAAACCCCCUCAAACCGAGCCGACACCGACCCGGAAAAGCCGUCGCCGAGGAGCCUUCAUCUGAAGAAGAGGAGGAAGAAGAAGAAGAAGAAGAAGAUAACGAGGCGGAGAAGAUCCGAGAGCAGGAACGGCGCAGACUUGAACAGCAGAGGAGACAGGCUCCUAAGGCGAGCUCGUUUCCGGCGGCGGCAGCGGGGAAAAUCGCCAAGGGGGUCAAGGAUGUGAAGAUUGAGGAGGAUGAGGAUGAAGAUGAGGAGGGUUUUGUGACGGAGGAUGAGGAUGAGGAUGAUGAAGAAGUUCGACCUUCGAAGACGGCUCUCCCUGUUGCGGGCGAUAGGGUGGCUGCUAAGCCGGCGCAGAUUGCCGCAGAUGAAGAAUCGGAAGAGGAGGAAUCAGAGGAAGAAAGUUCGGAAGAAGAGAGCAGCUCGGAAGAUGAAGCACCCCGCAGGGUGCUGUUACGACCUACGUUCAUCAAAAAAGACAAGCGCAAUACCACGCAACCAACGAACGGCGGAGCAGGCACUACGGUGGAUUCGGCAGCCGACACAGAGGCUCGUCGGGCACAACGACAAGAAAAAGCAGAUACUUUGAUUCGAGCGCAACUAGAGAAAGACGCCAUUGCGCGGAGCGAGGCAAAUCGGGCCUGGGAUGACGAUGAGUUGGAGGUGGGCGACGAAGAGGCCAUUGACGACACGGAUGGAAAGGACCCAGAGGCAGAAUAUGCAGCGUGGAAGCUCCGAGAGCUGAAGCGCAUCAAGCGCGAGCGUGAGGCGAUCGAGGAAGCAGAAAAGGAGCGCGAGGAGAUCGAGCGACGCAGAGGACUGACGGCCGAGGAGCGCGAGCGCGAAGACCGUGAAUUCAUCGCCAAGCAGGAGGAAGAGAAGGAGGCGAAUCGCGGUCAGGCCGGAUACAUGCAGCGUUACUUCCACAAGGGUGCCUUUUUCAGCGAAGACAUGCAGCGCGAGGGACUGGCGCAGAGAAACCUCAUGGGGGCCAAGUUCGUGGAUGAUGUCUCUCGGGAAACUCUACCGCAGUACAUGCAGAUUCGUGAUAUGUCGAAGCUGGGCAAGAAAGGACGCACGCGCUAUAGGGAUCUCAAAUCCGAGGACACUGGUCGUUUUGGCGAGGGGUUCAACAACCGGUCCCGGCAUCGCGACGGUGCUCCCAUAGGUAUUACCGAUGAACGAUUCAUGCCUGACCGGGGCGACGACAGACCGAGAGGUCCUACGGGGGCCAAUGCUUCUGCGGUGCGCGAGAGACGGAGAUCUCGAUCUCGAUCACGCUCCCCGCGACGAGACCGCAGUCGCGAUCGUUCGGCAGACCGGUACCGGCCUGAUACAAGCAGUCGCAGGAAGCGAAGCCCCUCGCCUUAUGAGGAUCGAGAGAAACGGAGGCGCGUGAGUGUUUCGCGAGAACGCUAAAUGAGACAUGUAAAAUUCAUUCUAUUUCUAUCGGCGUUGUUGGGUAUCUUGGAUCAGGGUUGCAUUGGGAACCGUUGUUCCUUUCUCCUGCAUUAAUGUGGCCUCGAGACGAAUAUAUCUGCACGUUGGGUCGAUGGACUCAACGUACAUAAAUCACACAUCUUGCUUGCAUAUACAAGAAUCAAAGAUGUCCGCGCGAGUCAUCGCGUUCCCUUCCAUCUCGCUCAACAGUAACGGCUCGUGGAUCGAUCGUAUACCAAGUAAUCAAAUAGCCUGGCCCCAUAACCCGCGCGGCACAUGAGUGUGAACCCGUUCGUAUCUAGUAUACUGAAAGAAAUCGCUGCAAAGAACAAUCG